ACAAAAAAAGAAAUUCAUUUGCAUAGUCCUAUAUGAGAAACAGAGGUUUAUCGUUCACCAGAAUGCAUUUUCACAAUCGUUUCUUGUGAUAUUGCCUAGUUAGCUUGAUUGAUGUUAUGAGAAACUGUUGCAUUAGCGGACACCAGAUAUAAGUUAAGAAUUACUUGACUGCAAGAAGAUGUAAUUGAUAAGAGUUAUUCUAUUGAACGACUCUGUCAUUUCAUAAGAACUGCGAAUGUGUAGUGGUCAUUUUUCAGGUCAUUACUAGCCGCAUUUAGAAUUCAGCAUGAGAAUUUCCGAAUCAUGUCGUGUGCUCCCAACCAUAUGUGAAACCAGAAUCUGUAGAAAAUUCAGAAAAAAAAUAAAGGUCGUCUUCGCUGUUCCAUUCUGAUUGUAUCAUUUUAAAUUGUUUCGUUUUAGGUAUAAUGACUGCUUAAGUUUGCUCUUACUUUUUUUACGGAAUCUCCAAGCCAAGACCUCAACAUAAUAGACUUUAACAAGACAAGUCGUUAAUAGUGUAGAAAUAAAACGAAUGCCUAAAAUAAAAGUGCACGUGAUUACAGGAAUAGCGUAGUGGCGACGUUUCUUUAUAAGUACAUAAAAUUUGGAUUUAGAAGAAGACUGAAGUGAUAAAAGUACCCCAAUAAAGUAGAUAGCCAAUUGAUCCAUAACUAGAUUUGGGAUAAUCCUCAACCCAUAAAUAUUGUUUAAAUCAGUGAAACACGUGGCAUCUGAAACUAAUUCAACAUGAAAGUGAAAAGAGGAGGCAGGAAUUAUGUUCACCUGAUUGUCUCUACUCCCCUUCUGAUUGUUGGCAUAGGACUGUUCAGUUAUGAAGGAAUAAUUGUGGAUUCAUUGUAUAAUGAGAUAUUCGUCAUGAAAGAAAAUAACUAUUACUUUAAACAAUGGAAGGAUCCUGUGGCUGAUAUGCGUAUAGAUUUUUAUUACUUUAAUUGGACGAAUCCACAAGAUCUCAUGAAUACCUCCAUCAAACCCAGAUUUGAAGAACUUGGACCUUUUGUAUUCAAGGAAAUAGUUCAUAAAUGGAAUAUAACAUUCAACGAUAAUGAUACGAUAUCGUUUCGAAAUUUUAAGGAAUACUUUUUCCAACAGGAUAAAUCAAAUUUCACAUUAAAUGAUAAUAUCACAGCCCUCAAUGUUAUACCUCUGAUAGCUUCUGAUAAAUCAAGAAACUGGAAUUACUUCUUGCAAAAAGGACUGUCGAUGACACUUAACACCUUCCCUCAUCAUCUAACGAAACCAGCGAAGGAAUGGUUGUUCGAGGGAUAUGAAGAUACUCUUUUAACUACUUCCAGAUAUUUACCAUUAGGUGAUUUUCCUGAUUUUGAAAAGUUUGCUUGGUUCUAUCAGAGGAAUGCUUCUGCUAGCUACGAAGGUGACUUCAAUAUGGGUACAGGUAGAGGAAAUACUACCUUUGGAAAGAUAUACAUGUGGAAUUUCAGAAAUAGAAGCGAUUAUGACGAUCACUGUGGAGAAUUACAAGCUGCUAUGGAACUAUAUCCGCAGCAUUUGUCAAAAGAUUUUGUUUACCUUUUCUUCCCAGACUUCUGCAGAAGAGUUAUUUUGGACUACAAUGGAACAUUUAUAUGGAAUGGAAUAGAAGUCAACAGGUAUAUAGGAGCAGAGAAUUUCUUAGACAAUGGUAAAUUUCACCCAGAAAAUACUUGUUUGUGUAACAGAAAAUGUUUAAAAUUUGGUGUAUUCGAUUAUUCCAAGUGUAAAUUUGGUAUCCCGGCCUACAUAUCACUACCCCAUUUCAACAAGGCUGAUCCCAAAUACAUAAAUGACAUAGAGGGUAUGAAACCAAAUGACGAUAUUCACAGAGUAGAAAUGUUAAUAAAUCAGAGAACUGGUGUAGCAGUUGAUUUGAAAUUUGCUGUCCAAUUGAAUCUGUAUCUAGAGCCAAAUCCUAGUAUAAGCCUAUACAGGGAUGUUCCAGAAAUAAUGUUCCCAGUGUUCUGGUUUGUUGUGAAUAUUACGAUGGAUACGAAGAAUUUGAUUCUUCUCAGAAUUGCACUCCACUUAAAUUUGAUAUUUCAAAUUAUUUCAGUUGUUUUAAUAGGUAUAAGUUUAUUUUUACAAAUGAUGUUUUUUUAUAACUAUAUGAAAGGAAGCGGAAAGAAAAAAUGUGAUAAUAGAACUUGUAAUUCUGAAAACUUGAACCUGCUAUCGUCAAAAUUGAACCGAAAUACUUAGAGAUUUGGGUUUUCCAAUUAAUUUCAUGAAAAAUGACUGAUUAUGAUUAAAAAUGGAAAAUUGUUAAAAAGAACAACGGUUUUUUCAUGAGAACUUUCCUCAAUGGUAUCCAGUAUUAGAUACCAUAGCUGGUCAAUGAGUCGAAAUAGAGUCCAAUGCAACUCUUAAUUAUCCUUAUAUUACAACCCCAGUUAUCUUAGGUAAUAAUAUAAUAAUACAAAUUCAAUUUAAUCAAUUUUUUAAACAUGUAAAUAAUUGUUGCAUUUCUCUAUCAUAUUGAAAUUUCUUUCGGAGUCUAGAUAAAAAAAAAGUUUUCUAUGAAAAUACUAUGUACCUACUCGACAAAUUCAAUUUGGCGGGUAAAAAAUAGAUGUGCAACGAAAAAAAUUGCAAAAAUUGGUUUGUAGCUCGGUUAAUACAGAGCAUAGAUUCUAAAUCCCUUAAAAUCAGGUCCUUGAUAGAUUAUAAGACUGGCUCAGUUAAUCCGGAGCAUAGCGACUUUGAUAAUCGGGGUUUACUAUCCUACUAUACAGGGUGUUCACCGGGAUGACCUAUUAGCCGUUAUGAAAAACUAAUUUUGAAUUAGGCUGGAUAUUUGCUCAUUGGGUUUGAGACAACGAUCUUUCUCCCUAAAAUAUUUUCAGAUCUCUACAACUUCCGGUUAUACCGGAAACAGACUACUACUUCCUUAUUUCAAAUUGCAAACCCAGUAUAUUAUUGCAUCAUUUGAUGGCUUUUU
Harmonia axyridis is the source of this 2956-nucleotide messenger RNA. Its product is annotated as protein croquemort-like. Gene Ontology annotation, cellular component: cytoplasm; membrane. Lineage: Eukaryota; Metazoa; Arthropoda; Insecta; Coleoptera; Coccinellidae. Gene Ontology annotation, molecular function: scavenger receptor activity. The transcript is spliced from 8 exons. The record is from RefSeq and is a predicted model, not a curated record. The coding region runs from base 748 to 2217 and encodes 489 amino acids.